CUCUCCCCGCCGCCCUGCCCGAAAAUUUCGCGCGGAUGGCGCCAGAUUCCGAGCCGCGUCCACGCGCCCUCCAAACAUUUCCUCCUUCCCGCUGGCGCCACUUCCUCCCCGCCAUUUCCAGAGCUGCCCCGGGUAUUUCACCGCCUCCAGAGCUAGCGUCCUCGCGCCAUCACAGCACAACCCUUCUUCGUCUGGAGAGUGCUAGCCCAGGAGCGCGGUCGUGAGCGGCGGAGAUGGAGGGCAUGAGGAGGUUCGUCAACCCGCUGAAGCUCAACGUGCAGAAGAUGGAGCUGGAGCUCACCUGCCCCGUCUGCCUGAAGUUGCUCAGCGCGCCCACGAUGCUGCCGUGUUGCCACACAUGCUGCAGCAAAUGUGCCACUCCGCAGGCUAUGAAUGGCCACAGCUGCGCCAUUUGCAAGCUAGCCUACCAUCCUCAAGAUUUAAGACAUGCUUCUCAAAUUGAGGCAUUGGUGAACAUUCAGAGGAGCAUAAGCUCUACGGUCAGCAGCAUGUCUCUGCAGCUCGGGACUCAACCAGCCAUUCAUGUUGCAAAGGCUACUUCUCAAGGAACUCCAGAAUCAGGAAGGACAAGUUCUCACAACCUGGUUGCUUCAAAUCUGCCAUGUAACCAAGCAUCUGGACCUGCAGAUGAAAAUGUUGGCGUUGUGCAAGCAAUGGAUCCUGCACCAGGAAACAGAACUAAUGAUGUGGCAGUUGAGCCAACGGUUAUUGUACAGACAGGACCGUGUGGGUCUCAAACUCCUGUUGGCUCUGGGGAUCUGGAAUGUGAUAGCAAUGACCUUGAAGGAGAGUUGAUAACAAGCGGAUCACCUCCUCAGAGUACUUUGAAAAGAGGGCCAAAUAUAACAGAUGACAGUACUAGAGGACUGAAGAGGCAAAAAUCCUCAGAUCAGAGUGAAAAACAACCAAGUAUGAAUGCUGCAUGGAAAUGCGAGUUUUGUCACUCUUCCGAAAUCAGCGAGUGUACUGGCCCUUUGUUGCAUUGUCUGGAUGAAGCACUAGUGAAGGAUGAUCAAGCAUGGAAAUCUAAUGUUCUCCAUGUCCAUGAGAAAUGUGCUGAAUGGGCUCCUGAAGCAUACUUUGAAGGUGAUAUGAUUAAAAAGUUGGAGUCUGAGUUAGCCCGCUCUUCGAAGAUGAAGUGUGGUAUUUGUGGGUUAAAAGGUGCGGCACUGGGCUGCCUUUUUAAGAGCUGCCGCAAGAGCUACCAUUUACCAUGUGCCCGUGGGGUCUCAGGCUGCAGAUGGGAUGAAGGAGAGUUUGUUAUGCUGUGUCCUACCCAUUCAUCAAAGAGGCUGCCAUGUGAGAGAUCGAACUCAAAAAACAAGAAGGCCGCCCAGCUGCAACAACCAUCUUCUGAAACAGUACUUGGUGAUUCGAACUCACCAUUCCCGAUGGAAAUGAAUGAACUUUGGACCUCACUUUGUCCGACAAGUGAAUGGGUGAUAUGUGGAUCUGCCCUCUCUGAUCAAGACAAGGAAAUCUUGGAUCAGUUUGAGUACCACUCAGGCGUCACAACAACCAAUAACUGGAGUUCAAACGUAACUCAUGUGCUUGCCAAUACCAACGAAGAUGGAGCAUGUGGUAGGACACGAAAGGUUCUCCUGGCCAUACUUGCUGGGAAAUGGGUUGUCAAUGUGAAUUGGCUGAGUGCUUGCCUGGAGGCUAAAAAACCAGUCCCAGAAGAGCCCUAUGAGAUUCGCUCUGAUGUCCAUGGCGCGAUUGAUGGCCCCCGUAUAGGAAGACUACGAGCAAUGCAAAAGGCACCAAGUCUGUUUUCAGGGUUGAUCUUCUACUUCAUUGGCCAUCCUCUGACAUUCAAGGUUGAGCUUGAUGAGUUGAUUGCCGCGGCAGGGGGAUCUAUCUUGGGCAAGGCUGAUCUCUCUAGCACAUCCCUGAUUGUUUACAACAAGGAAGUUCCGAAAGGAUGUAACGAAGACGCCGUUGACGAGGUUUUCAGUAAGAGGGAAGCUGAGGCUCUAGACCUGGCAACAACAUUUGGCUGCAGGGUUGUGCCUCAUACAUGGGUUUUGGAUAGCAUAGCAUCCUGCACUCUUCAACCCAUCUGACAUUGUAUCUACCUUUUUUGAUCAAGAAUACGUUAGACAUGCUGUAACAUGAGCACCGAAUCAAAUGAAAGAAAGAUCUUCUCUUUUUA
Molecule: messenger RNA, 2176 nt
Organism: Triticum aestivum (bread wheat)
Lineage: Eukaryota; Viridiplantae; Streptophyta; Magnoliopsida; Poales; Poaceae
Product: BRCA1-associated RING domain protein 1
Exons: 14
Coding region: 234-2087 (617 amino acids)
Biological process (GO): positive regulation of transcription by RNA polymerase II; double-strand break repair via homologous recombination
Cellular component (GO): BRCA1-BARD1 complex; BRCA1-A complex
Molecular function (GO): ubiquitin-protein transferase activity
Source: RefSeq, a predicted model, not a curated record